AUGAAACCCCAGCAGCAGCCACCAACCAAACAAUUUUCACGGCGGUCAACCACCUCACUUCUAUUUACAACCACCGCCCCUGAUCGUUUCAAAAAUCCUCUAGCUUGCUGGCAGCAGUUAACCGCCUCACUUCGGUUUACAACCACCACCCCUGAUAGUUUCAAAGAUCCUAGAGACAAUUAG
Dovyalis caffra is the source of this 183-nucleotide messenger RNA. The record is from the annotation of a GenBank genome assembly. NCBI's taxonomy places the organism in Eukaryota, Viridiplantae, Streptophyta, Magnoliopsida, Malpighiales, Salicaceae.